GGCACCGUACUGCCGUUAACAGUAACAAAAAUUUCUACAUAUACCUAUAGCAUCUAUAUGUUUUUUCUACUAUUUGAACCGCACCGCAAUUAUUCUGCAGUUGUCCCGCACGUUACCAUUCAAACCCUUAACCAAAUGUAUUACAAGAAGAUUACACUCCAAUAUUAUCACAAAAAGUAGUGAAUCAAUUUCAGAAUAGUGGAUCGAUGAGAACGUGAGCCAUCUGUAAUGUCAUAAUUUUGUUAAAUUUGUCAUAACCCUUAACCAAAUGUGUUACAAAUGUGAGCCAUCUGUAAUGUCAUAAAUUUUAGGGCAAUUUUUUUGAUGAGAUGUUAAAUUUAUUAAUCAUGAGCAAAAAAAAAAGUUAUGUACAAAGAGGAAUAAUUUUUUUCCAGGCCUAAGUAUGAAUACUAAACCAGAGUUGCAUCAGUCCUCGUCGAGGCUUUUCCGAGUAAUUCACUGACAAAAUUCGAUUCCUCACUGUUCUCCCGAUCACUUUGGCCAAUUGACUAAUUUGUCGAGGCUUUUUAAGAUGCCUCCUAUCAUUUCUCUCCCUCCAAACCAUGUAAACAUUAGUUUGAAACACGAGUCUCAAGAGUAGGUAGGUGAGAUGAUCAAAACCAUGAGUUGCGAGGUGAGUGAGGGUCUCUUCCCAAUCAGGAUCAGGGAACGACCUAGAAGCGUACCAACAACCUCUAACCAGAGCGGGUAAGUGUAAGGGAAAACAAAAAAUUAAUAAUCCUUGGAUUCGUUUGGUUCACCACAAAAUAGGCAGCAUUGUACCUGACCCCAUGCACACAUUCGUUCACCUGUCGACAACAUUGUGUUUCUUAUUGCAAGCUAAGUAAUAAAAGCAAAUCUUAGGGCAAUUCUUCUAAAAGAUAAUAACCAAAAUAAAUUUCAUUAAAUGACCAAAAUAAAUUUCAUUAAAAGAUAAAAAAACUCCUUUGUUAUUAUUUUUAAAUAUUACUUUUUGAAUCUAAAAAAAUUGAUUUUUUUUUUGAAAUCCAAAUAAAGAAUUGAAAUUAUUUUAAAAAAUUUUAUAUUAAAAUUUUCUAAAAUUUAAGUACUUAUUUUCUAAAACUACCCUUCAAAUCUAAACUUUAAAUUUAGAUUAGUUAAUCCUAGGAAUAUUAGUAUGUAUUUACUUUCUUUAAUAAAAUAUUUUGGUCGCUUUAGUUUUUGUGUACUAUAUUUAUGGUAACAAUUUUUGGGAAAUUGCGAAAAAUACCAUAUUUUUAAUAUUACUUUUCAUGUUUACAUUAAUCACUUUUACUCUUAUUUUUAAAAAGAAAAAGAUACUUAUAACCCUAUGAUCAACUAAGAGAAAACCACCAAAAAUAAUCUCCAACUAUCAAAAAAGCAAAAAAAAAACUUGAACUCAAAUUUGAGCAAUUUAAAUCAUCCACUUUUUAAUAUUGGCCAAUUUAAUCUUACAUUUAUGUUGACUAGGUCAUUUAUGUUGACUAGGUCAUUUAAGCUUUUUUUUUACAAAAAACAAAACAUAAUCUAGAGUUUUAAGAUAAACUGAGUACUUUGCAAAACAACAAUAUUACGUUAAAGGUUUUAAGAUAUAUGUAGCACUUUAGAUAUCUGCUUAUUUAGUCUCUGCUUAACAUAGAAAAAAUGAUUCAUAUGUUUAGCCUCAGCGACACAACAACCAAAAAGAACGAUGAUAUAAGUACUCUGCUUAUGAUGCAACACAAUUACUCUGGUUAUUAUGUUUCAAAUACAUGCUAAUAAGUUUGAACACAAAGAUAAUACAUUGAUAGAAACAGGGAUACAAUCACACUUGAGGCUGAGGUAGUCCUUGAGAUGGUUGGGAUGCUUGAGAGAGAUCUCCCUACAAAAUAUACCAUAGUAGUUAAAAGAAACUGUGAUUCAAUCCUUCCCAUUAGUAAUUAAAAAAUAAGAAUCAUACAGAAAUCUCUUUUUUCGUGGUCGACCUCUUGGCCUUUUGGGCCCAUUCUUGACUCUCUCAUUAGGACAAGUUGACUUGUUAUGACCUUCGAUCUCGACACGUAGAGCAUGUCAUGAUACAUUUAUCUCUGCUUAACUUGUUCUUAUUGGUUGAAGAUUCGUUAAGACAUUUAUUCAUAUCAUGAUUACUUGGUCUUCCACGAUUGCCUACUCUAAAUGGUGGUGGCAGAACUCCUAUCCUACCUAACCUAGGCCAGAACUUCUUGGAUAGGUUUUGAUUCUACGGUUGUAUGUUUGUCGCCACCUUUCUGUUGUAUAGUAAUCAACAACAUAAUCAUAAAACCUUAUCUUCUUUGCAACAAUCACACACGCGGUAUGUAUACAAGGAAUUCCCGUAAGCUGCCAUUUCCUACACCCACAUGCUCUCAAGUCCAUAUACACACUAUAUGAAACACUAUGAUGAUCAAUCUCAUGUCAAUUACCAUACGCCAUGUACCUUCUACAAUCUUUUUUUUUUCUUUUUUCCUUUGUCAAUUUAAUCUCACUAUGUACUUUCUUAGUAAACUCUGUCUUCAACCUACCAGAAACAAUAGCCAUCUUUGCAUUACUAACCAUACACUGCCUCCUAAUAUCCUCUAACAUGUCGAGUAAUGGCUUUUUCCUUGCUUCCCUAAUGGCUUUAUUGAAUGACUCACAUAGGUUGUUCAAGUUGUCAUUGCAGCAUGAUCCUAAUCUGAAGAAUACUCUAGACCAUGUUAGAGAAUUUUGGAGAAUAAAAGUGUUAUGCGCAUUUUUGUUAUACUUCUUAAGUACUUUUAAAGAAUCCUCAUAUUCUCUUUUUGUGUAGCAGCGUGCUAUUAUCCAGAACAUACGUUCCAAUUCAGGAUCUUUACUAUCUCUCUUCCAAUUAGACAGAAUGUGUCUUGCACACAUACGGUGUUCAACUUCAGGUAGUUCAUUUUUGACAACAUUCACCAAACCCUGCAUUUAGCAAAAAAUAAAAAAAACUAAAUCGGAACACUCAAAUUCAAAACAACAAAACACCAAAAGUCUUACUAUAAUAUGUUUUGUCAUCACGUGUUUUGUUCUACUUUCUAUAAUACGUGUUUUAGAAGUAUAAAGCUUAAGAAGUGUAAACACCUAAAUUCAAAACAACAAAACAAUUGAACUCUUUUUUUUUUUUGUAAAAGGAAACAAUUAAACUCUUACUAUAAAGCUUUUGUAGUAUUGUAUGUACUAAAAGAAUUUUGUCAUUACAUGUUCUGUUUCUACUUUCUAUAAUACAUCAAGUCUUACUCCAAAAGAGACGUGAAGAAUUUUGUCAUCACAAGUUUUCUACUUUCUAUAACGCUUAUAGUUUAGGAUUUCUGAACUCACGAACUUGCCCUUUGUAUUCAAACCCUAUUAUUUAACUUGAAUUUUUUUGUCCCGAGUUCAAUACUAACGCUUUAACUACGAACUAAUAAAGAAUUAACACUUAAAAUACAGAGAAAUACAUAAUACAGAGACGCUUUAACUACUAAAGUUUAUACGGUUCAAAUACAAAGUCAUAAGAUUCUACUAAAGCUUUAACUACUAACCUUCUGUUUUUCUGAUAUGAUGGUGAAUCUUGCACCAUCUUUAAGUCGAAGAUCUUCCUUCAAGUGUUUAACAAACCACUCACAGUUUAUGUUGUUCUCCACUUCAACUACUGCCCAAUCAAUUUGAACUAUCCUGUUGUCACCAUCUUUUCCAAUCGCAGCAAAAAAUGUCCUUUAUAUCCCAUUUCAGAAAGGCUCCAUCUAAACCUAUUAUUGGCCUACAUGUUUCAAUCCCGCAAAACACAUGUAAAGACGAUCAAACCUUUGUUUGCUCUGUAAAACUGGUUCUGGAAUCAUUUCAAUCUCCAUCGUUGAGUAAGGUUUCGUGUGAAGAAUAUUUGCUUGGUAGUCCCAAAUACGAGAAAAAUGAACUUCAUGGCUGGUUUUUAUUUUUCUGUAGCUUUUGCUUUGCCACAUUGAUCCUCGGAGAAAAUCAGAUUAUAUUCUCUUUUUAUCUCAUCUGCCAUCUCUGUCCUCUUGAGCUUCGGGUUCAGUCUUAAUCUUUCUUCAAACAACAUAGCAAUUGAAGAUGUGUUUAGAAUUUUCGAGUAUCCUGACCUUAAGCAAGUAUGCUCAUUCACAUAAACUUUUACCUGCAUCUUAUGUUUUCUACUUUCAUAAGCGCAGUAAAAUUUUCAAGGACAUUUCGACUCAACAUCAGAGCAUUUCGCACAAAGUUGCUUAGAACAUGACUUGUAAAGUUUUAUGUCCUAUCUUUUUCUGAGUGAAUACCUAAGGAGAGCCACUUUAAAAUCGGAUGCACAUCCAUAUGUCUUCCCCAAAUACAAAAGCUCUUCACAUCCCUCUGUGUUUGCGACCUCUUCCCUAUGCUUUAAAACUUCUUCUUCAUCAUCAUCAUCAGAAGAUAAUGGAUCCGGAAUAGUAUCAUCGUUCCAAAUUUCGUCUCCACUGUCCUCAUCACUUUUAUCUACAACCUGUUCUCGAGCAAUAUCUCCAAAUUGCUCUCCUAAUCUCCAAUAUCUUCUUCUUCAACACCAAUACCAUUCUGCUCUUCAUUCUCAAAAUCAGAACCAGCCUCGUCUUGAACUACCUCACAGUCAUUAGUCUGCUCUUCAACUCCACCAUCUUCUCUAGUAUUCUAUUGUACCUCUCCACCACCUGAUUGAGCAGUGUGAUAAAUGAUAUACCAUGGAUUUUUCCCACUUUUAGCUGUAGUAUAUUAGUGUUUUAGGAACUAUUUAUUCUAUUUUAAAGUCGUUUUAGUAUAUUUACAGGUUCAAGAGUGUUUUGGAGAAAAGUGAUGAUUUGUCGACAAUAAGAGACAAACAUCUAUCGACGCACAUCAUGUGCCGUCAAUCGACAGCGAAUCGCGCGAGAUUCAUCUAGGUUUCCAGCCGACUUAAUUCCCAAGUCACAACAUAUUUAUAGAAAUACCAAUGGCCAACUUUUGACCUAAUAUUUAUGUGCUCUUCCAUUGUUCUAGGCAACAACGCUUUCAUAUUUUCUACUUUUCACAGCAAAUAAUACUUAGGGUUUUUAGUAGGUUGGAGAGAAGAUCCAAAAAUCUUUCAGAGAUUUGUAUUGAAACUACAGUAUUUCUAACUAUAUUCUAUUUAUGCAUCCUCUUCAGUUAUUCAUUAUGAUUUAGUUUGUUCUGUCUGAGUAAUUCAUCUGUUAGAUUUAGGAUUCAAAUAGAUCACGAAGGAUUAGCCCAAAAUAUAGAAUUUCUAAGGUGAUAAAUAUCCUUUAAGGAGUUUAUAACGCCCCGACCCGUCCACGGCUAAUGGGCCACCCACGCCCGCUCUCUCGGCCCGUGGGCCCCAUUUCAUCUGACGGCCGGUCGUUAAUUUUCCAAGGCCCGAAAUCAUUGUUUACUGACCCUGCAAUCACCACCCGACCUUUCCCCGUGCUUUGGCCUCAUUCGCACGCUAUCGCGAAUCACUUCCCGAUAGGUCACCCAUCCUUCCACUACUCCAGCUCAAGCACGCUUAACUCUGGAGUUCUUUCAGGAUGUGCUCCGGAAAAGGUAAGUCAACUUUGGUGACAUAGGUAGCCAAAUCAAUUCUCUGAAGCCUUUUUCACAUAUCACAACUCGGGAUGUUACAAAGUUGUUAUUAAAUGUGUUCUAUGGUAGCUAACUAGAACCUUGAACUUAGGAUUGUGGACAACUACGACCGUAGGUUCUGCACCGGAAUUGAUUCCCUUGAGCUAGGAUUAUUUAGAAACAAGCGACAACUGAUUUAAACAAUAGUAGUGAACCUAUUGAUCAACUCGUUAAAGCUUGCCUAAGGAAGGACACAGUGCCUUCGCCACCAAGGAAGAGGCUGAUGAAGAGGUGCUUGAAGUUUUGAACAUCUACUCUCGCGUCUAUGAAGAUCCUCUUGCGGUUCCUGUGAUAAAAGGUCGAAAGAGCGACAAGGAGAAGUUUGCUGGUGCGGAUUACACCACAAGCAUUGAGGCUUUUAUACCAACAACUGGUCGUGGUGUACAAGCUGCGACCUCGCAUUGUUUAGGACAUAAUUUUUCAAAGAUAUUUGAAAUCGCCUUUGAAGAUAAGGAAGUAAAAAGAGACAAGAAAGGCAAAAUAAUAAAGCCAAUGGUGUGGCAGAACUAGUGGGGUUUAAGUACAAGAUCGAUAGGAGUGAUGGCUAUGACACAUGGGGAUGUCAAAGGCUUGGUGUUACCUCCAAAAGUGGCAUGUUAUCAAGUAGUUGUGGUCCCUGUCCCUUUCAAAGGUGUUGAUACUAAAAGGAUCUCUCAUGAGUGUCAAGCUGUUAAAACCGCCUUGCAAGGUGCUGGAGUCCGUGCUUUAGUAGAUGAGGGAGACAACUAUGCUUGUGGCUGGAAGUAUGCAGCCUGGGAGAUGAAAGGUGUUCCUUUGAGAAUCGAACUCGGUUCUAAAGAUUUGGAAAAGAAUCAGGUGAGAGUGGUGAGGCGCGACACUGGAGUGAAGAUGGAUGUGAUAAGAGUGGACCUGGUUGAAAGGGUCAAGGGCUUGAUGGAAGAAAUACAGAGAGAUCUCUAUGUUGUGGCCAAGAGAAAGCUUGAAGAAAGCAUUCAAAAAGUUGAAACUUGGGAUGAGUUUAAGGAAGCUCUGAGACAGAAGAAUCUGGUUUUAGCUCCAUGGUGUGAUGAAGUUGAGGUGCAGAAUGAUGUGAAGGAGAAUACUAAUGGUGAAAACGAAGCAGGAGCGAAGACUCUAUGUACUCCCUUUGAGCAGCCUGAACUAAGAGAAGACACUUUGUGCUUUGCAUCAGGAAGGCCAGCCAAGAAGUGGACCUAUUGGGGAAGAAGUUACUAAUAGCAUGUUUAGGAUUCAAAGUCUUCUUUACUAAGUUAUGCUUUUCAUCUCUUUCGUUCUUCCUUGUUUUACGAGAGAAACCCAUAAAACCUUUUCAUUAGUUAUUAUCAUAUGUAUUGCUCAGUAAACCCCACAAAAAGGUAAAUCCACAAAUUGAUUUAUGAGAGAAGAAGCGUGUGUAACGAUGUCAUAAGAUCUCCGACAUUUGCAUAUACUUGGUAAUAGAAGAAUCAAAUUUUACACUCAAAAGAAAAAUGAGGUUGUGCAAGUUUUCUAGAGGCUAAACAAAGCUUCAGAUGUUAGGAGAGAAGGAUAAAUUUUAUUUCAGCAUAAGAGAGGCAAAAAAGUUAAACAAAAAAGUAUUAAACAUCUUGGCGAAUGUUGAGCCAAGAAGUAAAUGGGAAAUGUCUACAAGAUCAUGAAAAGUGAGAUUGAUACGUUUUGAUACCUGCGAGGCAUUCGGAAAUUACAAGUUAUGGUGCCUACGAAUCCUGAAUGUAACUAAGACCAAAGCAGUUUGAUCAAUGGUUAUUUAACCACCGACUUGCUUGGUCAUGGUGGCAACAACCCAUCGAUUGUCUCAUUAUAGUUGCAGACUUGCUAUCUUUGCUGCUGCAGUCAUCCAGGUUUUUGAUCCAUUUUUCUUUUUAAGCCAAUUUCAGAAGUUUUUAGGAUUUUUUUUAACUAAUUCACUCAAAUAUUUGUUUUACAUUGGGUUCAAUUCAAAGUCUAAUGAUUAAGGUUUGGCUAUUUAGAAGAUAAAGUUUUGAUUAUAAUUUAGGAUACUUUAUUAGUGUUUUUUUUGUUUAAUGAAUGCUGUUCAACUAGCCUCGUCUUGAACUACCUCACAGUCAUUAGUCUGCUCUUCAACUUUACCAUCUUCUCUAGUAUUCUAUUGUACCUCUCUAUCACCUGAUUGAGCAGUGUGAUAAAUAAUAUACUAAAGAUUUUAUCCACUUUUAGGCGUAGUAUAUUAGUGUUUUAGGAACUAUUUAUUUUAUUUUAAUGUCUUUUUCGCAUAUUUACAAGUCCAAGAGUGUUUUGAAAAAAAGUGAUGAUUUAUCGACAAUAAGAGACAAACAUCUAUCAAUGCACAUCAUGUGCUGUCAAUCGAUAGCGAAGCGCCCGAGAUUCAUCUAGGUUUCCAUCCGACUUAAUUUCCAAGUCACAACAAAUUUAUAGAAAUACCGUUGACCAACUUUUGACCUAAUAUUUAUGUGCUCUUCCAUUGUUCUAGGCAACACACACUUUCAUAUUUUCUACUUUUCACAGCAAACAAUACUUAGGGUUUUUAGUAGGUUGGAGAGAAGAUCCAAAAAUCUUUCAGAGAUUUGUACAUGAAAUUCCAGUAUUUCUAACUAUAUUCUAUUUAUGCAUCCUAUUCAGUUAUUCAUUAUGAUUUAGUUUGCUCUGUCUGAGUAAUUCAUCUGUUAGAUUAAGGAUUCAAAUAGAUCACGAGGGAUUAGCCCAAAAUUUAGAAUUUCUAAGGUGAUAAAUAUCCUUUAAGGAGUUGUUGUUAAAUGUGUUCUAGAGUAGCUAACUAAAAUCUUGAGCUUAGGAUUGUGGACAACUACGACGGUAGUUUCUGCACCAGAAUUGAUUUCUUUGAACUAGGAUUAUUUAGAAACAAGCGACAACUGAUUUAAACAAUACUAGUGAACCUAUUGAUCAACUCGUUAAUGCUUGCCUAAGAGAACAUCGAUCGACGUUCUUACCAUAACAUCGAUCGACGUUCAAUCCGUAUCAACAAGCUACAUCUAAGAUAUUGGACAUAGUCAAAACAUAAGACUCGCAUGCGAAAGCUGGAUAUCUUUACAUAAAAAGUCGAGUUCUAGGAUUGACAACCCAAGUAUUCUAUACCUUUAUAAUCUUGAUUACUUGAAUAGAAAUCCUAGAUCUAGCGCUUUCUAAUAACUGUUUACAAACCUCAAACUAAUCAACUGCAACUGUCUUGUUCGCUUUGCUUGCUUAUUUAUUGUUUUAAUAUUUUACCAAGAUUAAACACUGCUUAUUAUUAUAUGUAUGCUCUAACUCCUUGUAGAUUCGAUCAUAAAAUACUAUAAGUGAACCUUUUAUUUGAGAAAGUAAAAGUCAAAGGGUAAUUUGAGAAAUAUCAAUAAAUACUACCGCAUGAUCUUGGCCAUCUUAUUGUUCAAGCUUCGUGUCACCAUAGAGAGAGGAAGGAAAAUUAAGAUUUUAGUUAUUAGGGCUCGUGAUAAAGUUUUUCUUUUUAAAAAAAAAUUGUAUUGUAUUAAAGUGAACGAUGGCGGUGUAUUACAUAUUUAACGGAGGGUUAAUGAUAAUUAACGGUGGACUUUGGAAAAGUUUAAUGACCUAGUCAAGAUUAAUGUGAGAUUAAAUUGACCAAUAUUAAAAGGUUGGUGAUUUAAAUUGCUCAAAUUUGAGUUCAGAUUUUUUUUGUAUUUUUUUUUUAAAAGUUGGAGAUUAUUUUGGUGGUUUUCUCGGUUAACUAAUAUAAAUUUAGAGUUUAGAGUUGAAGUGUAAAAUAUUGUUUUUGGAAUGUGGAGUUUAAGAUUAUAGUAAAUAUAUAAAUAAAUGCUUAAACUUUUUAAAUUUUUUUUUUAAAAAAUUGUUUCAUAAAUAAUUUUUGAUUUCAAAAAGAAAAUUUGAAAAAGAAAUUCAAAAAACAAAAUUAAUAAGAAGUUCGAAUUGGAAAAAAAUAUAAUUCGAAAACAUAAAUUUUUUUUAUUUAUUGAAAUAGUCAUUUAUUAUAUAUAUAGUAAACGCAUAAGAGUCUUUUGCCUCAUAAUGAAUAAUGUAUUUUUGAAAAUGUAUUUUUAGUGAAGUAAACAUGAAUAAAGAUACCAAUAAUAUGAUAAACAUGAAAAUUCUCCAAAACGUUUUUAGUGUCAUAAUAGAAAAUUUUAGUUAAGUAUAUAAGUAUCCUCUGAGAGAAAAGGGAUUGUCACGAACAUAUACGACUUCAAUACUCUAACA
This is a messenger RNA of Brassica rapa (field mustard), 9720 nucleotides long. RefSeq names its product proline--tRNA ligase, cytoplasmic. Gene Ontology annotation, biological process: prolyl-tRNA aminoacylation. Gene Ontology annotation, cellular component: cytoplasm; aminoacyl-tRNA synthetase multienzyme complex. Lineage: Eukaryota; Viridiplantae; Streptophyta; Magnoliopsida; Brassicales; Brassicaceae. The record is from RefSeq and is a predicted model, not a curated record. Gene Ontology annotation, molecular function: ATP binding; proline-tRNA ligase activity.